Messenger RNA from Trichobilharzia regenti, 763 nucleotides. Lineage: Eukaryota; Metazoa; Platyhelminthes; Trematoda; Strigeidida; Schistosomatidae. The record is from the annotation of a GenBank genome assembly.
CCGACAUGGGAAGCAUCGUUUCAAUUACAGGUGAUGGAAAUGAUGAGUAUAUCAAACCAGCGAGGAUCGGGAAAGCAAGGAAAGCUUCCAUUUCUCUUAAGUCUGUGUGGAGGUCAACAGAACUCAGCAUAAAAAUAAGAUCCGGAUUUUCAACUCCAAUGGGAAGUCAGUGCUACUAUACGGAUCGGAGGCAUGGUGCGUCACGAAAGGGCACUUUGAACAAACUACACAACUUCAUCAAUAGCUGUCUUCGCUCAAUACUACUCAAGAUCAGAUGGCCGGCCAGAAAAGAUCAGAAACAGAGAUCCACAGGUGGGAAGAGGUGGAGCCAGGUGAAAACGUUAGCAGAGAACCGAACACAAUGGAGACGUGAGACUGAAGCCCUAUAUUCCUCUAGGACCAAAGAAAACAACAAUAAUAAUAAUGAUGUCUCCAGUAUGUUAUGUUUAUUAAGCUGCACUGAUACACUUGUUCAGGGUUAUACUUCCUUUGACUACUUAAUUUAACAACGCAACUCAUAGAGGACAAUCAAUCAUUCGGCCAAUAACAUGUGAAUAUACAACUAAAGGGUGAAUAAUAUGUACAGACUAAUUAGUAAUAAGCUACAGACAUUUUUUGAAACGGGAAGUUCGCGGACUGAUAUAUCUAACGUCAGAAUAUCUUAACUGCAGGGGGAAUCUGAGACUGGCUUCACAGAGUGUCAAAAUAAAACAUAGAGGAUGAUAAUUAAAGUGAAAAGAUAAUUCAUUACAAUCUAUUAUCA